Messenger RNA from Coccinella septempunctata (seven-spotted ladybird), 2954 nucleotides. Its product is annotated as cullin-2. Gene Ontology annotation, cellular component: Cul2-RING ubiquitin ligase complex; SCF ubiquitin ligase complex. The record is from RefSeq and is a predicted model, not a curated record. Bases 309 to 2546 code for a protein of 745 amino acids. Gene Ontology annotation, biological process: protein ubiquitination; SCF-dependent proteasomal ubiquitin-dependent protein catabolic process. The transcript has 12 exons. Gene Ontology annotation, molecular function: ubiquitin protein ligase binding. Lineage: Eukaryota; Metazoa; Arthropoda; Insecta; Coleoptera; Coccinellidae.
UUUCGAAGAUUUGGAGUACGUAGGUUAAUUUACUGUCUAAUGAAUGUCUACAUUAUACUUUCCAUCAUUUAUUUAACAAUAAUUUCACGAAAACAAAUAAUCGCAAUAUCAGGAACAUAAGUCAAGGUACUAGAAAAAAAAGUGAAUAACAGUUGAAUCCUUAAGUUCAAUUUAAUGAAAUUUUUGGUAUAUAAGUCAAGGCCAGUUUUCCCAAAAAAUUACGAUCCUAAAAUCCAAAUGUGAGUGCAAAGACUAUUUUUAACGUAUACAGAUUUUGCAGUGUCACUAGGUAUUAGGUGAGAUUUAAAAUGUCACUGAAACCAAGAAAAGUAGAUUUUGCAGCAACUUGGGAGGCUAUAAGGGAGACAAUAAAGGGGGUCAUUACCUUAAAACAUGUUCCAAGAAGUGUUUGGAAUGACAGAUUCUCAGAUGUUUACGCGCUUUGUGUCGCCCACCCUGAGCCAAUGGCGGAUAAGCUAUAUCAGGAAACAAAGAGAUACCUCAUGGACCAUGUUUCUUCACUCCAUCAGUUGGUUCAGAAAGAUGGCGAAGAUAAUUUAAUAAAAAAUUAUUACCAUUAUUGGUCGCAUUACUCAGUUGGUAGCCAAUAUUUACAUAGUUUAUAUUUAUAUUUGAACCAGCAGCACAUCCGUACUCAUAAAAUGUCUGACGCUGAGAUUAUAUAUGGCAGCUCCGAUUCUUCUGGAGGAGAACAAAUGGAAAUAGGGGAACUAGCUCUUGAUAUAUGGCAAUCUCGAAUGAUUUUACCAAUAGGUCAUAGACUGGUUGAUUUGUUGCUUGAGGCCAUCGACGCCGACAGAGCACAAAAAACGAUUCCUGUUUCUAUCGAAGCUAUCAAAGGUACAAUCUUGAGUUUUGUUGAGGUGCAGGCUUAUAAAAAGAAGGCCCCUCUUCAGUUAUACCAGGAACUGUUCGAAGAACCGUUUUUAACUGCUAGCGGUGAACAUUUCAAACAGGACGCUUCUAGGCUACUUGAAGAAAGGGACGUCAGCCUGUACAUGGAGAAGGUUAAACUUAAAUUGGAAGAGGAAAUGUUUAGGGCCAGAAGAUUUUUGCAUAGUAGUUCUUUACCGAAGGUGGCCCAUACCUGUGAAGCUCAUAUGGUAGAGGAACACCUGGAAUUCAUUUAUAGCGAAUGUAUGAACAUGGUGCAGGCGGAAAGGAAGAAAGACCUGUCCAACAUGUACGACUUGCUGAAGAGCGUUCAGGAUGCCAUCCAAGUUCCAGUCGAUACGGUCUUGGAGCAUAUCAAGACUCAAGGAUUGAACGCCAUCGGCAACCUGCAAGGGGAAAACAUCCACAUAAACUUCGUGGAGAAUUUGUUGAAUGUCCAUAGUAGAUACAAGCUCCUCAUCCAGGAGGUUUUCAAGUCUGACCAGAAUUUCAUGGGGGCCCUGGAUAAGGCCUGUAGUUACGUUAUAAAUCACAGACCUAAUGGGGGAAAGAGCCCCUGUCGUAGCCCCGAGCUGUUAGCCAAGUACUGUGAUACCCUAUUGAAAAAAUCGAGCAAAGGCGUCAGCGAAUUUGAGGUGGAAGAGAAACUCUCUCAGAGUAUCAUUAUAUUCAAAUACAUCGACGAUAAAGACGUAUUCCAAAAGUUCUACUCCCGUAUGUUGGCCAAACGGCUGAUUCACCAACAAACCCAAAGCAUGGAUGCGGAGGAGACGAUGAUAAAUAGGUUGAAGCAAGCUUGCGGCUACGAAUUCACCAGUAAACUGCACAGGAUGUUCACGGAUAUGUCUGUUAGCGCCGAUCUGAACAAUAAGUUCCAGGUGUACUUGAAGGAGGAUAACAUAGAUCUCGGCAUAAAUUUCAGCAUUUACGUGCUGCAAGCCGGAGCUUGGCCCCUGGGUCAGGCCGUCGUAACCCCCUUCGCCGUUCCUCAACAACUCGAAAAGAGCGUUCAGAAGUUUGAAGCGUUUUAUCAUAAUCGGUUCAACGGGAGGAAGUUAACGUGGCUUCACCAUCUCUGCCAGGCGGAAUUGAGGCUAGGUUAUCUCAAGAAAUCGUACGUGGUCACCGUGCAAACCUUUCAAAUGGCCAUCUUGUUGCUUUUCGAGAACACCGACUCCCUGACCUGCAAAGAGAUCAGAGAUACGUUGCAGUUGAACGCUGAGCACUUUCAGAGGCACGCCAUCAGUCUUGUGGAGUCUAAACUGUUAUUGUCCGAUACCGAGGAACUGACAGAGUCCUCCGUAUUACGAUUGAAUAUGGAUUAUUCGAAUAAGAGGACGAAAUUCAGGAUAACAGCUGCGGUUCAGAAGGAAUCGCCUCAGGAGGUGGAGCAAACUAUGAAUUCCGUAGAAGAUGAUAGGAAAAUGUACCUGCAGGCCGCUAUUGUUAGGAUAAUGAAAGCUAGGAAAGUUUUAAAACACAACGCUUUAAUACAAGAAGUUUACUCACAGUCGAAAACGUCUUUCGCUCCAAGUGUUCAACUGAUAAAGAAAUGUAUCGAAUCCCUAAUCGACAAGCAAUAUAUCGAAAGAACUGCACACUCCAGCGAGGAGUAUAGUUAUGUAGCAUAAUUCUGGACUACUUUUCUAAACAUCAGGUACCAAAAAUGAACCUCCUCAAAUUCUAACGAUAAGAUGGUUCGGAAUAUUUGAGAAUAUAUACAAGAUAAGCUAGAACAAGAGUUUUCCACCGGAAAAGUCUAUUUUGAUUCAUCGAGUAACUAAAUGAGUGUAUAUGACUCAAAAUGGGAACUUCCUAUUGGAAAACUCGAAGAUAUACAUGCUUGGGAUACCACCCAUAUUAUAUGGACUUAUCUUAUUGUUAAUAAAAUCGUACAUGUUUGAUGAUAACGAAGAAUCCUAACGAAAUCAGACAUUUUUGUCGCAAUCUGUUGAAUACAAAAACUGAUUUGAAACUUUUGUUGUGAAAUUGAUACUUUUGUAAAUAAAUGCAAAUAUUAAAUAAGACCCUAUCUUUAA